AUGCUCCGCCUCACCUCUCUCCUCCUCCGCCGCAGCCGCCAUCACUGCCACGUCACCAAACCCUUCACCACCACCACCGCCAACGCUAAUCCUCCGCCUCUGAGCGUCCCUCUGUCUCACCCUAUCUACCUCAUAUGGUCCUCCAACACCUCCCUCGGCAAAACCCUAGUCUCCACCGGCCUCGCCGCCUCCUCUCUCCUUCGCCGCCGCCGCUCCUCCUUCCUCUACCUCAAGCCCGUCCAGACCGGCUUCCCCGCCGACUCCGACUCCCGCUUCGUCUUCUCCAAACUCACCUCCCUCGCCCUCUGCCGCCGCCUCUCCCCUCUCCUCGCCUCCAACCACGUCCUCAAGGCCUCCGCCUCCGCCGCACGCUCCCUAUUAGCCCCAGGAGCUCCUCAAAUUUUCGAUAAUGGCAUGUGCGAUUUGGAUUGGUUUGAGGAGAGGAGGAUUUCCGGGGACGAUUCCGGAGAUGAUGAGCUUUCAAAGCUUGUUUGUAAGACAAUGUACGCUUGGGGAGACGCCGUUUCGCCUCAUUUGGCUGCGGAGAGGGAGAAUGGGGCUGUUGAGGAUUCAGCUUUGCUCGAAAUGGUGCAGGGGUGUUUGGAAAUUGGGGCUGGAAAGGAGAAGAUGGACCAUUUCUGUGUGGUUGAGACGGCUGGCGGGGUCGCAAGUCCCGGGCCUUCUGGGUCACUUCAAUGUGACUUGUUCAGGCCUUUUCGUUUGCCUGCAAUUCUUGUUGGAGAUGGGCGGUUAGGUGGGAUUUCCGGAACCAUUUCAGCUUAUGAAACUUUGAAACUUCGGGGUUAUGAUGUUGUCGCGCUUGUUCUUGAGGAUCAAGGCCUUGUAAAUGAGGUCCCUUUAGCAUCAUAUCUUAGGAACAGUGUUCCAGUGCUUGUUCUUCCACCUGUUCCACAAGACUUGUCAGAUGACCUUAUGGAGUGGUACGAUGAUGCUCGUAAUGUUUUUGAUUCGCUCAUGGAGAUAAUGCUAUCAGCUUACUCUGAGAGAAUCAAGAGAUUGCAUGACAUGCCAAAGAGGGGUAAAUGUUUUUGGUGGCCAUUUACUCAGCACACAUUGGUACGGGAAGGAAAUGUUACAGUGAUUGAUUCACGCUGUGGUGAGAACUUUGCAGUCUUCAAGGUUUGUAAUAAUGAUGCCAUAACUGAACAAUUUGACGCAUGUGCAAGUUGGUGGACACAAGGACCUGAUGCUACUUUACAGACUGAGCUUGCGAGGGAUAUCGGUUAUGCAGCUGCAAGAUUUGGGCAUGUGAUGUUUCCUGAGAAUGUUUAUGAGCCAGCCUUAGAAUGUGCAGAACUUUUGCUUGAAGGUGUUGGAAAAGAUUGGGCGUCUAGAACGUACUUUUCGGACAAUGGAUCUACAGCAAUUGAGAUUGCAUUGAAGAUGGCAUUCCGUAAAUUCUCUCAUGAUCACGGACUUCUCUUGGAGUCUUUGAAGGACAACUCAACUGAGAGAUGUCCUGAGCUUGUGGUGCGUUUCAUAGUCCUAGCUCUUAAUGGAUCUUAUCAUGGUGAUACUUUGGGUGCUAUGGAAGCACAAGCACCGUCAUGUUAUACCGGCUUCCUACAACAACCAUGGUAUAAAGGAAGAGGUUUUUUUUUCGAUCCUCCUACAGUCUUUUUGAGCAAGAAUAUGUGGAACCUUUCCCUACCUGUGGGAUUGCAUUCUCCAGAUUUAAAUGCUAAAAAUCUGACCUUCUGUUCCCGUGAUGAUAUACUAAACAAGAGCAGGGACAAGUCAGAUCUUUCUGAAAUUUAUUCAUCAUUUGUAUCACAUCAGUUAUCGAAGUUUCCUGAAUCGAGAGGGCUAAUUGGUGCAUUGAUUAUUGAACCAGUUAUACAAGGUGCUGGAGGGAUGCAUAUGGUUGAUCCACUUUUCCAACGGAUUCUUGUGAAUGAGUGCCGGAAUAAAAACAUUCCCGUUAUCUUUGAUGAGGUCUUCACCGGUUUCUGGCGCCUAGGAACAGAGUCUGCUGCCGAACUUCUGUGCUGUUUACCAGAUAUAGCCUGUUUUGGGAAGCUGAUGACAGGUGGUACUGUACCCUUGUCUGCUACAUUGGCUACGGAUGCUGUAUUUGACUCAUUUAUUGGAGACUCAAAGCUGAAGGCCCUUUUGCAUGGACACUCAUAUUCUGCACAUGCUAUCGGGUGCACAGCUGCUGCUAAAUCCAUCAGAUGGUUUAAAGAUUCUGAUAGAAAUCCUAAUAUCAGUUCCAAAGGAAGCUUGCUCACAGAGCUAUGGGAUAACAAACUAGUGUAUCAAAUAUCAUCACAUCCUGCAAUUAAAAGAGUGGUUGUGUUGGGAACACUUUGUGCUAUAGAACUCCAAGCAGAAGGCUGCAAUGCUGGGUACGGGUCACUAUACGCAACUUCUCUUUUGAAGCAGCUCCGAGAAGACGGUGUUUACAUGAGACCUCUGGGAAAUGUCAUAUAUCUCAUGUGCGGACCCUGCACAUCUCCUAAGAUCUGCAACCAGGCAAUCAGAAAAGUUUACAUAAGACUUGAAGAAUUUAGCCAAUCUCAACUCAACUAA
This is a messenger RNA of Fragaria vesca subsp. vesca, 2553 nucleotides long. Its product is annotated as bifunctional dethiobiotin synthetase/7,8-diamino-pelargonic acid aminotransferase, mitochondrial-like. Gene Ontology annotation, cellular component: mitochondrion. Lineage: Eukaryota; Viridiplantae; Streptophyta; Magnoliopsida; Rosales; Rosaceae. Gene Ontology annotation, biological process: biotin biosynthetic process. Gene Ontology annotation, molecular function: pyridoxal phosphate binding; S-adenosyl-L-methionine:8-amino-7-oxononanoate transaminase activity; dethiobiotin synthase activity. The record is from RefSeq and is a predicted model, not a curated record.